AUCCAAGGAGGUACUCAAAAUAAGGCAAUAGGAGCUCUUUCAGUAACAGUCACUCGCGAAAGAGCACACAGUUGGGUAGUUGGCGUUAUCGUGCCAAUAAGCUCUCAGGGUAUGAUUUACAAAAAGCUCAUCACUGAUAAGGAGAGUGAAGGGAGAGAUAUUCAGAGCCUAAGUGCCGGAGUUAAGGAAGCGACAAGCGAUCAAAUCGUGGGCCAAAUGACCCAGACUGACUCCAAACUGGUUCUGGAUCCACUGGAUCCCCAUGGAACCCACUACAUUCCCGCAGCUCAAAUUGUUUCUCCGAGAAAGAAAACACGAAGAAUGGGAACCGGCCGAUUCGCUUUAAUCCUUUCCAUCUUGGCCCUGACGGUCUCGGUGGCUUUGGUUACUGUGCUUUUCCUCUGGGUUUAUGGCAUCCCUGGCCAGAUUAAUGAUCAAAGCAGGAAGAUCCAAGAGCUCACGUCCCUGCUCGAGUUCCAACAGAGCGAAAUCGAGACCAUGAAAUAUGAGGAAACCCAAUCCAAGCAAGGGAGCCGAGACGGGUGCUCACUGAAGGUCGAUAAAGGCCCAUGCAUGGCUGCCAUCCCGAGAUGGUUCUUCAACGAGAAGAGCAAAAGAUGUGAACAAUUCUACUAUGGUGGAUGCCAGGGCAAUGGGAACAACUUCGUGACCCAAACUGGUUGCCAAAGGCAGUGCGAAAGCAAGUUUCUGGAAGUAACUCGCAUCACACCUGACAAAAGUGCCCAACUCGUCACUUUCCCCGAGGCCCGCAGUAACAACGACCCGAACGAAGGAGAUGCCUGUAGCCUUACUCCCAGUGCUGGCCCCUGUAAGGCACAAAUGCCUCGGUUUUAUUUCGAUUCAGCCGAUCGAACUUGCAAGAAAUUCCACUACGGAGGAUGCGCUGGCAAUGCCAAUAACUUCGUGACCAUCGACGAUUGCCAAGCUCGGUGUCGAAGCACAGGAUCCCAUGUGGAUGACUCUCUACUGACCAACAACCCUGGGACAGUGACGCAAAAGGACUGCCAAUCUCCCCCAGAUUCAGGAUUGUGUCGAGCUAGCAUAGAGCGAUGGUAUUAUGACCCGGUCUCGGCCACUUGCACCACAUUCAUUUGGGGCGGAUGCGAUGGCAAUGAGAACAACUUCUCAUCCAAGGAUAAGUGCCAAAAAGUAUGCCAAACGGCGGAACCAGUCGAAACGCCAGAGGUUCCCACUAACGAGGUCGAAAGUAAUGAAGACGUUUGUAGUCAACCUAAAAAGGUUGGACGAUGCCGUGCUGCCGUUCCAAGAUACUACUUUGAUUCGGAAUCCAAGGAAUGCAAGUCCUUUUACUAUGGAGGCUGCGACGCCAAUGAGAAUAAUUUCGAAACUGCAGAAAUUUGCGAAGCACGUUGCAAAACAUCGGAACAAAGAACGGAGACGGAGAUCAAGGCUGACGUCGAUAUUCUAAACUAGGUCAGAACCAUUCCGAAACAAGUGCUGAGAGCGAUGAGUAGAAGUUCAGAGAUCUAGUGACAUGGUUUUAGACCCAAAAAGGGGUCUAUCUGCUCUUUGACACUUUUUCAAGUCUAUUUGCUACUUUUCAUUCCAUUUGCUCUUUUUAAUAAGAAAUGCCUAAUUUAAGCAAAUACAAGUAAUUUCUUCAAACUCGUCGAUUUCGUUGCACUGGAGUGUUUCUAAGAAUUUCCGGUCGACAAACCUCUAAUUUAGUUCUUCUUUUGCCUAAGGGUAUGAAUAAAAAUGCUUAAGAUGUAGAAAAUCCAAUCAAAUGAGACGAUUCCUAUGGUUCCAACCAUACACUCAAAAACGUAUUCUUAGAUUUUGUGAACAUACCUCUUAAGAAUAUUGGACCUAUUAUGUCAAUUGAUCCACAUUAAAUUGUUUUGUGUGAGUUUUGUUUAUAGGAUGCAUUACUAGAAGAGACUCCGAAAAUAAAAAUGCAAUUUAAUUUGCGAUAAUUCA
Tigriopus californicus is the source of this 1962-nucleotide messenger RNA. RefSeq names its product actinia tenebrosa protease inhibitors-like. The record is from RefSeq and is a predicted model, not a curated record. NCBI's taxonomy places the organism in Eukaryota, Metazoa, Arthropoda, Copepoda, Harpacticoida, Harpacticidae. The transcript has a single exon. Gene Ontology annotation, molecular function: serine-type endopeptidase inhibitor activity. The coding region runs from base 112 to 1455 and encodes 447 amino acids.